Molecule: messenger RNA, 1641 nt
Organism: Galendromus occidentalis (western predatory mite)
Lineage: Eukaryota; Metazoa; Arthropoda; Arachnida; Mesostigmata; Phytoseiidae
Exons: 7
Coding region: 1-1641 (546 amino acids)
Biological process (GO): autophagosome-lysosome fusion
Source: RefSeq, a predicted model, not a curated record
AUGAAGAUAGGCGGACGAGCUUCGUGCGAGUUUCCGGAGAGCAUGCAGGGCCAGUGGUUCCAGAAAUCGUACCACGAAGACAUCAUAAUCACUAAAACAUCGCUGAGUAAACAUGGACAGUGUCGUGAGCGGCGGAACGACAAGUUCCUGCUUUUCAACACGCGGGACAACACCUACUCGUUUGUUGUGAUCACGCAGAAACAUCCGAACGUGAUGCAGUACAAGGAGACGCCGUCACCUCUGCAAGGCAACUGGACACUCGAUCGAGCGUCUCACGAACUGGCAGGUGACACCCCGCUGUACUCGGUGUUUCGAGUCAAUGGAGAACCUGUUCCGUGUCCGUUCCGAGACACGUACCAUUUCUCAUACAACCGCGGCAGUGGGAACUGUUCAAGCCCGCCAUCAAUAAGCGAUUUUUGCACCGACAAAAAUCGCGUGCUGUUCAACUUCAAAGCGUGUUACGACACCCACAGCGAAAGCCGCAAGGAAACGCUCACCUGCGUCGGGACCUGGAAAGAAGGCAGCCAUCACUACCUCGUCGGAAAGAUGGAGCAUGCCGCUGCACAUUCGAAUGAGGACCGGUUCCGCUGCUUCAUCUACGAAGAAUGGCGGGGCCGCAGUGGGCAGGUCGAAGGCUACCACAUCGCCAUAUCUGGAGACGCCACAUGCGAUGGAGUUCAGUCUCCCAACGAAGGGAGCACUCUCCUUUACAUGAGCCGGAGUCCCCGGUCGAAAAAAAUCUUUCCGUCAUGGAUGUACCAAGAAUCGCAUCAUUGGCGAACCUUGAAUGGCUCGCGAUCGUUCGAAAUCUCUCGGCAGAAUACCUCGUUAGUCAUCCAGUCGUCAAGAUGGAUUGAACAACGAUGGACAUGUGAGGACGCCUACGAAACUGGCGAGAACCAAGCAAAAAUCGUCGUCAACGCUAUCGAGGGCUGCGACAGCGGAUACAUCUGUCUGCACGUAUAUAGGAGAGCGUCGAAUGUGCUGGAGCUCCAGAUUGGACAGAGCACUCCGAGAGUAGAGGACGCUUGCCUGCAGAGUUUUUUCGAUCCGAGUGAUUUGGACUACGUUACGUUGAUAGCCGACCCUCCGGGACAAAUCGAUGCGCCGUUCGAAGGCAAAUACGUCCUCUCCAGACCGAGUGGAUCCCUAUUCGCCGAAAUGCUCAAAACAUCCAAUAUGGACGCAUUUGACUGUUCCGGACAAAUGACAGUAUUCAGCGGGUGCGAAGGCGAUGCGUCCCGCUUCGAAAUCCGGAGCAGCUGUGGCACCGCGCCGGGGGAACCGCGACAAGAUCGCAGCAAAGUCAUGUCCGUACAAGCGACCUGGGAGCGCACUGAUGAGCACGGGAGCACCACGUACAUUGUCGUAUCGCAUAACAACCAGAGCAAAGAGAGCCUCGAGCAGGGAUUUUGUCUAGCGCUCACAGACGAGAACAAAAGAGUCUUCCUGCUGGGAGCGGAAUCCUGCAGUCGACGGAGGGUUUCGAAUAACUUCAGAAUGGACUUCUAUCUAGAGAGCGCGUGUCCGCCGCCAGGCACCUCGGUCGCAUCGGAGCGCUCCUCCUUCGUAUCUGUCGUCGUGCUUUGCUUGGCUGUCGCAGUUCUGACGCUGCGCAGUGUGCGAGACAGCAGCUUAUAA